AGCAGAGCAUGUACAGCGUACAGCCUGUCGAAAAAUAGAAGAAGACAUUAGCUUUCAACAUGGCGUCGAAAUACUAUCAAGAGAUGCAAGAAACUUUCAGAAAUAACAAUAAAAGUCGUGAAUUUGCUGCGCAUAGCGCGAAAGUUCAUUCUGUAGCAUGGAGCUGCGACGGAAGACGGCUGGCCUCCGGGUCUUUUGACAAAACUGCAAGCGUAUUUGUCUUGGAAAAAGACCGACUGGUCAAGGAGAACAACUACAGGGGUCAUGGAGAUAGUGUUGACCAGCUGUGUUGGCAUCCAACCAACCCAGACAUCUUUGUCACUGCAUCAGGAGACAAGACCAUCCGAAUAUGGGACGUCAGGACAACAAAGUGCAUAGCCACUGUCAAUACUAAAGGGGAAAAUAUCAAUAUCUGCUGGAGUCCAGAUGGUCAGACGAUAGCUGUAGGGAACAAGGAUGAUGUGGUCACCUUCAUUGACGCCAAGACUCAUCGGUCACGUGCUGAGGAACAGUUUAAGUUUGAGGUCAACGAGAUUUCCUGGAACAAUGACAACGACAUGUUCUUUCUGACCAAUGGAAAUGGAUGCAUCAACGUCCUCAGUUAUCCUGAGUUGAAGCCUAUCCAGUCGAUCAAUGCCCACCCUUCCAACUGCAUAUGCAUCAAGUUUGACCCCACAGGGAAGUACUUUGCAACAGGAAGUGCAGACGCUCUGGUCAGUCUGUGGAAUGUGGAGGAGCUGGUCUGUGUUCGCUGUUUCUCCAGGUUGGACUGGCCAGUAAGGACUUUGAGUUUUAGUCAUGAUGGGAAGAUGUUGGCAUCAGCUUCAGAGGAUCACUUCAUUGACAUAGCAGAGGUUGAGACAGGUGAAAAGCUGUGGGAGGUUCAGUGUGAAUCACCAACGUUCACUGUAGCAUGGCAUCCCAAGAGGCCGUUGUUGGCAUACGCUUGUGACGACAAGGAAGGAAAGUACGACAGCAACCGAGAGGCAGGAACUGUCAAACUGUUUGGACUUCCUAAUGAUUCCUAAAAUCCACAGUUUUUGUUGGACAGCUGUAAACUACAUCUGAAAGUGGAUAUGAGUCCUUAUGAACUGUACUUUGUCUACUGACUAUGAACCAAUGGACUAAUGACACACACACACACAAUUGAACAUAUAUUUUGUAUUGGCCAGGGGCACAAUUUUAAACUUAUUUUGUUCUUUUGUUUAAAUUGUGUAUAAUUCUGUAGGCUACAGUGUUAGCAUAUGUUUUGUACUGCAUACAAUUACACUGUGGU
Molecule: messenger RNA, 1276 nt
Organism: Osmerus eperlanus (European smelt)
Lineage: Eukaryota; Metazoa; Chordata; Actinopteri; Osmeriformes; Osmeridae
Gene: thoc3
Product: THO complex 3
Exons: 6
Coding region: 60-1028 (322 amino acids)
Biological process (GO): mRNA export from nucleus
Cellular component (GO): THO complex part of transcription export complex
Molecular function (GO): protein binding
Source: RefSeq, a predicted model, not a curated record